Echinostoma caproni is the source of this 846-nucleotide messenger RNA. The record is from the annotation of a GenBank genome assembly. NCBI's taxonomy places the organism in Eukaryota, Metazoa, Platyhelminthes, Trematoda, Plagiorchiida, Echinostomatidae.
AUGGCGUACGAUGUUUCCCAAGCGACUUUGGAAACUGUGUUUCGUAUUUCGAUUGGCAAACUACGCGUGCUGCAUAAUAGUGCCCAACCUAGCGUGAACACUCAGGUACUUCGAACUAGUCAACUCAAAGAUAUUUCCGCAUCUCAGCGAACCGUCGGUUCACCACGUACAACCCCACCGACUGCGUCGACCGCAAAUCGUCUACUUCGCAGUUUGCUCAUUACACGCCUUGCUCGUAAGGUGCGUUCCCAGCUCAUGGUUCAACAAACAGAGACUCGAGGCACCCCGGAAUGUACCACCGCUACUGAUACUACUGUCACUUCUACAACGUGUGUUGAUAACCAGUCGGAUCCUACCUCACCCGAAUCAUCGACAUCUGAGUGCAAUAUGAAUUCCGAUAGUCCAUGCUUCCCUGAUACACCGUUCACCACAGACAGCCAUUCGGAUAUGACAUCCAAUCGAAAACGACUAUCUCCUCCCGAGGACUGUACUGAUCACAUAGCCGCAAAACUACCAUGUUCUCGCACAGAUUUUGUCCACCCUGUGGAAUCUCAAGUCCACAACUCAGAUGUGGCUAAAGAGAACCGGCACGAUCCGGCACCGCAUUCUCCUUCCGCUCCAGAGCGAAGAUCCCGCAAAACCGAUCAUCCUCUCCGCGACUUAUCCCCAGUUGAUCGUAUCCCUGAUCCAACAACUGUUCCACGAUUGGUCAUGAACUCGCGUGUGUCGCAAGUCGUCGUGACCGUAACUAGUCCGGAACAGUCAGAUGUGUGUCAUAUACAACCGUCCAACACGGUCGCUCAUCUCGCCACACUACCCUAUCGACUUUUGCCGGGAGUCAGCUGA